AUGGAUAAUUUAACUAUAGAUGUUAGAUCAUGUUCUGCGCUUAUUCCUACAGACGCAGUAUCAACUGUCCAUGAUGAAGGGUCCAGAGUCUGUCCGCUGUGUUCAUCCGAAAUAAGACUGUUCUACAUAAACUUUAAUGAGAAGUUAUUAAUGUGUGAAAACACGGAAUGCGAUUUUCCGUUCGGUUACGAGGAAAUUAAGCUGGUGAGGGUUGAAAACUAUGAAGAUAUAAGUGACACUCGAUCCGGCAGAACAAAACCGAGUAUGAUGUCUCCUUCUAGAAGUUCCAUAGCAUCCACAGCCGCCUGGUCAGAGAUAGAAAAGCUGAAUAAAGUCACCGACGACUUAGAUGACACUCAAAUAGAAAUACCGCAAUAUGAGAAGUUCUCCCAAACAAAGAAAACUACAAAACUAUCGAGAGACUCCAAAAUGAAGAUCCAAAAACACGCUGAGGAGCUCAAAGACCUCGAUAAGGAUUUAAUGAAAAUAAAAACAGAUCCUAAGAUUAUAAACAACGAAAAGUGGAUCAAGAAUCUCAUGUCGCUACAAGGUAUAUCAGGCAAGUCGCUGUUACAACCACAGGAGUUGAUUAAAUUGAAGAAACGCACUGAACGUAAAAAGAGUGAACUGAAAAUUGACAUUGAGAAGGGGGAAACUGGGAUGUCGUCGAUUACUAUACACCUCGGGAAUAAGGAAACUACAACUACAUAA
Danaus chrysippus (African queen) is the source of this 711-nucleotide messenger RNA. The record is from the annotation of a GenBank genome assembly. NCBI's taxonomy places the organism in Eukaryota, Metazoa, Arthropoda, Insecta, Lepidoptera, Nymphalidae.